AUGCUUCGUUUGCUGGAAUCACGUCUUUGGUUUUACUUGAUUGGUGCUGUUUUCGUGGCCCUUUUUUACCUGUCUCAGAAGGGCCUCAAGUUGAGAGCCAAGAUACCUAAGAAGCCACAGAGGACAUCCAACGACAAGCGUAGAAAAGGUGAGUGGACUCCUGAACUGUUCCAGACGCCAGUUCCGCCGCCAUACCCAAACUGGGAUAUACACAAGACCAAGCCAUUGCCGUACAGAGCGUUCAGACACAAGUAUAACAUUACCAUGGGCAUUCGUAACAUGGAGUGGGACUCCUGGAUCGAGCUUGACAAUGAGUGGCAAAAAUUUCAUGAUCAGAAAUUAGGCAGGCUUCAAGAAAGGGGCGCCGAACUCUUCGGCACAAAACCACAGGCAGCAGACGCCGUCAUGGAGCUUUUGGAAGAGUUCUGGUCCUACUUACCACAUCGCUAUCCUACACUCUUUAAACAAACGCCCAAGGGCUUGCAUAACUUGCACACUGGAGAAGACUUCGUCUUUCGAAACUGUAAGGCUGAUGAGUUGGCGGAGGAGCCUAUUGUAAUGGCUGCGAAAAUGAUUCAGGACGACUUGGCUAUUAUGAUGGAAGCACCAAAUGGUGAGUACCACUUGCAAGCUGGGGCCAUUAUUUUACCUGGUUUCUGGAGAUUCAAAGAUAAGUUUGGCCUCUCCCUCAAUGAAAUCCACACCAGUGGUGAUGUUCCACAGUAUAGACAGAAGUUACAGACCGGCAUGAACAAGUUCUUCUCGAGACUCACUUGCGACAAGCCCGUGGUGAGAAACAACUAUUUCAUUCAGCUUGAUAAUGAGCUAGGAUGGUCGAAGUCUAUUGGAGAUGAGGAUUCGGAUAGAGUAGGGUGGUAUACCGCUGGCGAAGCGAUCAGUCCAAAGCAGUUGUACUUCAGAUCAGAAAGACAGAGUUUGCGGAGACUUCCCAAAAGCGGAGCUGUAGUGUUCACUAUCCGGACGUACUUUGCGCCAAUAGUUGAAAUAUGCCAGGAGCCGUAUAUCCCUAGAAGACUUUUGAACGGGAUUGAAAGUUGGAGUGACGAUGUUCGUGAGUAUCGAGGCUACGACAAGUUCAAAGACGCAAUCUUGCCAUAUUUGGCACAAGAAGCAGAGAAGCAAGAGGAAAAAGGCUACAUUGUGGACACCGAGCCAUCGGUGUAUCCAUUCUGA
Molecule: messenger RNA, 1194 nt
Organism: Candidozyma auris
Lineage: Eukaryota; Fungi; Ascomycota; Pichiomycetes; Serinales; Metschnikowiaceae
Exons: 1
Coding region: 1-1194 (397 amino acids)
Source: RefSeq, a predicted model, not a curated record